Messenger RNA from Aphanomyces astaci, 2168 nucleotides. RefSeq lists its product as hypothetical. Gene Ontology annotation, molecular function: nuclear import signal receptor activity; protein binding. Gene Ontology annotation, cellular component: cytoplasm; nucleus. The record is from RefSeq and is a predicted model, not a curated record. The transcript is spliced from 6 exons. NCBI's taxonomy places the organism in Eukaryota, Oomycota, Saprolegniomycetes, Saprolegniales, Verrucalvaceae. Bases 19 to 1611 code for a protein of 530 amino acids. Gene Ontology annotation, biological process: NLS-bearing protein import into nucleus.
UUUCGAACUCGAAGAACGAUGAGCAACCACGAAUCGGUCAAGGCCAAGUCGCAGCUGAAGAAGAGCACCCGCGCUCGCACGGCGCACACGGACUUUGUGCGCAAGUCCAAGCAGGUGACGCUGAAUAAGCGCCGCCGACUUCCUUCGCAGGACAUGGAUAGUGACAUGGACGACGUCGAGUUCCAGCAACUCGUGCAAGCCUUGCUUGCGUCGCCAGAGCACACGCUGCCCAUCUUGGAGAAACUCAAGGCAGGGUUGUCGGUCUGCAGUGCCGCGCGUCUCGACAAUGUCGCGGAAUCCGGAGUGAUUCCAAUCUUGAUCGACCUCCUGGAACGCCCGUCGUCCACGACGAUGGAGUUGACCCAAGUGCUGUGGUGUCUCACGUUCAUCACGUCCGGAUUGUACGAGCACACAAAGGCCGUCUUGCCUGCCGUUCCCACGCUCCUCACGUUCCUACAGAACGCCGACUUAUCCGAGCACGCCGCGUGGACGUUGGGCAACAUUGCUGCCGACUGCGAGGAGUUCCGACUGCACUUGAUCCGCCACGGCGCCAUUGCUCCGCUCGUGGAGCAUUUGCAUCAUCCCCAGCCCGCGAUGCUCAAAGUGAGCUUGUGGGCGCUGUCCAACAUGGCCAGAGGAGUGCAAACGUCCGCGAAGGCCUUCUUUGACCACGACAUUGGCUCCAUCUUGCUUGCACUGCUGCACGCGAACGACACGCCGGACGUGGUGCAGGAGCUGCUGUGGCUGCUCAGUUUCUUGACGGCCAAGGAGGACAAGUACCUCCGCUGGCUGCUCGACCACGACCUGUGGACAGGGCUGCUGCAUCACUUGGAUUCGAAAGACCCGGCCAUCUUGACGCCGCUGCUGCGCGUCACGGGCAACCUGUGCUGCGUCACCCCCGAGGCCGCGGCGUGGCAGCCGCCGUACAUCCACACGAUCGCGUCCGAGCUGCGGUUCCUGUACAUGCUCAAGCGCUUGUUGUGGCUGGACAACGACUCCCAUGUCGUAGCCGAAGCUGCGUGGGCAGUGUCAAAUUUAGCCGCGCGGGACGCUGGCGUCGUGGCGUCGCUGGUCCAGCACGACUUUAUCCCGCGCUUGGCCAUGUGUUUCCGCGACGGUGGCUACGACAUUCGCAAAGAAGCAGCGUUUGCGUUGACCAAUAUCGCUGUCACGUCCCCGUCGUAUGCAGAGCAAAUCGUGGCGUUGAAUGUGUUAGAUGGCUUUGUGCAUCUCCUGUCGGUCCCGGAUCUGCAUGUCGUGGGGACGGCCCUCCAGUUUCUUGAGAACGUACUGCGCCAUGUUCCCCGAGGGGUGUACCUUGUCGAAAGCGCCGACGGCAUUGCAGCCCUUGAGACAGUUCAAGACGGCCACAGCGACCUCCUUGCCACCAAAGCCGAGCAACUUGUGAACGAAUUCUAUGGCGAAUCGUAUGACGCGCCGUUCUCACCUCCCAGUGACCCCCCCCAAGGUAUUGUAAUUUUACCCAAAAUUUUGUUGACUUUUGGGCUGAUUCUUUACAAAGUAUCUAUUGUCGAUUUGAUACAAAUUUGGGGAGGGGGUGCAAUCGAAUCGCGCCAACCAAACCGAUCCACAAUCGAUCUGAUUGGUUGAAUUUCAUUGAGAAAUGGGUUUUGAUUGGCUAAUAAUUUUUAGCUCAUCUGAGGUAGCCAAUCAAAUCGAUUUAAAUUCCAACGAAAAACCACGCCACAACGCGAAAUUUCACUCGAAAGCACAAUAUAUCGAUCGAUUAUUGUUUGUGUUAAGGACUUUUGUAUGUAAAGAUCGACCUCUAGUGUCACACUAAUUGAAGUCACACACGAAUUCGAUGUGGAUAAUUUGAUUGGCCAUUUGAAUAGUGUUGUGGGUUUUGAUUGGUCGUAUAUGAUAUGGUGAUUCUGCUCAUUCGAUUGACCGACUAUUUAUGAGAUUCGAGUUGAUUGUGCCGAAGGAUGACGUGGGGGGUGAUGAUUGUGUGUGUGGGUAGCUUCGUUUGCUCCGAUAGAUGAUGUCCACCCGCCGACGGCAGGCGGCCGCGGCCGCGGAGCGCACAUGACACGACCUGCGUGGGCAACGCAAUAACAAGUGCAGUACUAGUAGUAAUAUUGUCGAUUAUCUUCAAAUGUCCCAUUUUCCCAUGGCUCGUUCAACCAAGUACUACUAGAGCCGAG